Molecule: messenger RNA, 1228 nt
Organism: Aegilops tauschii subsp. strangulata
Lineage: Eukaryota; Viridiplantae; Streptophyta; Magnoliopsida; Poales; Poaceae
Source: RefSeq, a predicted model, not a curated record
CAUAGCACAUCAGUAUCUUAACACCUUGCCAAACCCUGAGGCUUGAAGAACUCGAAGCGUCAUAAAUAGGCUAGCCCGACGAAGAUCGACAUGGCCGACCAUGGCGACGAGAUGACGACGAACAAGAAGGUGGUGCUGAGGAGGUACGUGACAGGCUACCCGACGGCGGAGGACAUGGAGGUGGUCGUCACCUCCCACGUCCGGCUGCGGGUGCCGGAGGGGUCGACGGCCGCCGUGGUGGUCAAGAAUCUGUACCUUUCCUGCGACCCGUGGAUGCGCGGCCGCAUGAGCAAGCACGACGACGGCGACGCCGUGCCGGCCGAGGACUUCGUGCUUGGAGAGGCCUUGGUCAAUUUCACUGUCGGCGAGGUGCUCGAUUCGACGCACCCGGAGUUCGACGCCGGCGACCUCGUCUGGGGGAUGAGUGCAUGGGAGGAGUACACCCUCAUCACCCAAACGGAGGGCCUGUUCAAGAUCAACCACCCCGAGCUGCCACUCUCACACUACACAGGUGUUCUUGGCUUGGCAGGGCUCACUGCAUAUGCUGGACUUUUUGAGGUUGGCAAGCCAAAGCAAGGUGAAUCUGUUUUUGUGUCGGCAGCGUCUGGCGCCGUCGGUCAGAUCGUUGGACAGCUCGCCAAGAUAGCAGGAUGCUAUGUGGUUGGAAGUGCCGGCUCCGAUGAGAAGGUGAAUCUCUUGAAGAGCAAGAUGGGCUUCGACGACGCGUUCAACUACAAGUUGGAGGGGGACGACCUCGGCGCGGCGCUCGGGCGGCGCCUCCCGGGCGGCAUCAACGUCUACUUCGACAACGUGGGCGGCGCGACGCUGGACGCGGCGCUGCUGCGGAUGCGGCCGGGCGGCCGGGUGGUGGCGUGCGGGAUGAUCUCGCAGUACAACCUGCUGGAGCACCAGGGGGUGCGCAACCUGUGGUGCAUCAUCCCAAAGCGCGUCCGGGUGGAGGGCUUCUCCUGCAUGGACUACCACCACCUGUAUCCCAGGUUCGAGGAGGAAAUGGCCGGCUAUAUCAAGGCAGGGAAGGUGACCGUCGUGGAGGACGUCGUCCGAGGGAUUGAGAGGGCGCCUGAGGCUCUGCUGGGCCUGUUUUCUGGGAGAAAUGUUGGCAAGCUGCUGGUUGCUCUUGCAUGAGUCAUGAGUGUGAGUCCAUGGAAUAAUGACUUCUUUAUGUGUUUUAUUGAAUAAGAUUGUAGCUGCAGGCUUAUAAUUAUGA